ACGACCGGCUGGCCUGACCUGACUGCCGCAAUCUAGCAAUAGCAGUCAAAUUCACUUGUCGUCGUUGUUUGAUCUUUACCUCGCGGUCUAAUUAAGUGUAAUAUUAAAACAAAACUAUUAUUCGAAACUGUGCCCAUGGCCGACAAGGAGUAUAUUCUCGGAAUGGACAUAGGGACCACUUCAGUUAAAGUGUGUGUUUACGAUCCCGAUACGAAAGAAAUAAUUGCUAAACAAAACAAGGAUACUGCAGCCAACAUUCCCAGUGACCAGGGCAUCGAGGGGAACAAGCAGGAUGUACCAAAAAUAGUUUCAGAUGUGCACUACUGCGUGUCCCGACUGCCGAAGGAUGUUCUGCGGCAUGUUAAGAAAAUCGGUGUUUGUGGCCAGAUGCAUGGAGUGGUGCUGUGGAAGAACACUGAGAACAAGGCUUGGGACAAAGUGGAAAAGGACGGAAACGUGAUUAGAUUUGAAGCCGUUAGGGAGAACAUGUCGGCGUUGUACACGUGGCAGGACACGAGAUGUAAGCCGGAGUUUUUAGACACCCUGCCCAAGCCUGAUUCCCACCUAAAGUGUUAUUCAGGAUACGCGUGCGCCACGUUCUUGUGGAUGCUUAAACAUAAACCUGAAAUAUUGAAGAACUUCAACUGCUCAGGCACCGUGGAGGACUUUGUAGUGUCAAUGCUUUGCGACUUGGACGUCCCCGUUAUGUCCAACCAAAACGCUGCCAGCUGGGGUUACUUCAAUACUGAAAAGAACGAAUGGAAUGUUGACAUAUUACAGUCGAUCGGCUUUCCGGUCAACCUCCUUCCGAAAGUUGUGAAAAGCGGAGAAUUCGUCGGUAAAUUGAAUUCUUCCUGGAACGGCAUCCCUGAAGGCACACCAGUAAGCGCGGCACUAGGAGACUUGCAAUGUUCGAUAUUGGCGACUCUAGAAAAUAACCAGGACGCUGUCUUAAAUAUUUCAACGUCAGCUCAGCUUGCUAUUAUCGCCAAUAGCAUAACCGACCUCGGUUGCAGCACCGUUGAGCAUUUACCUUACUUCGGGAACACAUAUUUGGUCGUAGCCGCCUCACUGAAUGGAGGAAACGUUCUCGCAACAUUUGUAAAAAUGCUGCAGCAAUGGAUGCUGGAAUUCGGUUUCCCUAUUCCCCAGUCGAAGCUUUGGGAGAAGCUGAUUACGAUCAGUUCGGCCGCCCCGCCGCCGACGUCGGAAAUGAAAAUAAUCCCUCAUUUAUUAGGCGAGAGACAUGCGCCGACAGCCAAAGUCUCGGUGGCCGACAUUGACCUGUCCAACAUUCAUCUGGCUUCGGUAUUUCGGUCGCUGUGUGACAGUUUGAUUCAGAACUUGCACUCCAUGAUGCCUAAAGAAAUAUUGCGUAACGCGAAUAUUAAAAGAAUAGUUGGGAACGGGUCGGGAUUGUCGCGGAACGUAGUUUUGCAGCGAGCCGUGGAGCAUUACUACAGCCUGCCGCUGGAGUUUACGUCGGGGGGAGAUGCGGCCAAAGGUGCAGCUGUGGCUGUGGCGGGGAAAUAAACUAUUAUAGU
Cydia strobilella is the source of this 1544-nucleotide messenger RNA. RefSeq names its product sedoheptulokinase-like. The coding region runs from base 136 to 1533 and encodes 465 amino acids. Lineage: Eukaryota; Metazoa; Arthropoda; Insecta; Lepidoptera; Tortricidae. Gene Ontology annotation, cellular component: cytosol. The record is from RefSeq and is a predicted model, not a curated record. Gene Ontology annotation, biological process: phosphorylation; glycerol metabolic process. The transcript has 2 exons. Gene Ontology annotation, molecular function: sedoheptulokinase activity.